AUGGUGAAGAUUCAAAUGCAGCUUCGGGAUGGCGAGCCCUACCUACGCACGGCUUACGGCAUCCUGAUCUGUUACUGGGACGGCGUUGUGCACUACCUCCUCUACCUCGCCAUGAUCGGAGCGAUCGCACAGCGGAAGAACUACAGGACCUUGGGUCUCUACUGGCUGGGCUCCUUGAUGAUGAGCAUUGUCGUCUUCCUGCCGGGGAACCUGCUGGGGAAGUAUGGCUCUGAGAUCCGCCCCUCCUUCCUGCUCAACGUGCCCUACCUCCUGAUCCCUGUCUGGGCUGGGAUGAAACUCUUCCGCCAGCCGAGAUCCCUUCCUUGCUGCACUGCUGAGAAGGUGGUCCUGGACUGUCCGUCCGAUUCCUGCUUCGACUACAUUUACCAGUACGAGCCGUACCUGCGCGACCCUGUCGCCUACCCCAAAGUGCAGAUGCUGGUCUACAUGUUCUACGUCCUCCCCUUCUUUGGCCUGGGCGUGUAUGGGUGGCUGCCCGACUGGGCCCUGGUGUGCGCCGGAGCCGUCGCGCAGGAGCAUCUUACACUCACUUCGGACUGGUGCAAAGUGCAUGGCAGCAAAGAAUAG
Messenger RNA from Pelodiscus sinensis (Chinese soft-shelled turtle), 588 nucleotides. NCBI's taxonomy places the organism in Eukaryota, Metazoa, Chordata, Testudines, Trionychidae. The record is from RefSeq and is a predicted model, not a curated record.